Phaeodactylum tricornutum CCAP 1055/1 is the source of this 756-nucleotide messenger RNA. RefSeq lists its product with no specific name. The transcript has a single exon. The coding region runs from base 1 to 756 and encodes 251 amino acids. The record is from RefSeq and is a predicted model, not a curated record. NCBI's taxonomy places the organism in Eukaryota, Bacillariophyta, Bacillariophyceae, Surirellales, Neidiaceae.
AUGGCUUUUUUUCGGUUCGCAAAACUUGCCUUUAUUGUUGUCCUUGUCUGCGUGCUAAUGACCAUCAGUAUCAUAAUGUCUACUAUCAACACACCCUUGGCAAUUGGAGAAGACUUUGAUACGUUAUCAGAUCCUUAUCUGUCCAAUGCCAAUCCUCCACCAACUAUGUUCCGGACUGGAGCUCGUCCGUGUGCUCUCCAAAAUAUCUCGAGUUUGAGCCAAAAGAAAAUCCUCAAGUCGCAAUAUGAAGAAGAUCGACAUUUGCUGUCUUUUUUCAAUGGUCUCUGCGGUGGUACCUAUAUGGAAAUGGGUGCUCUGGACGGUCGACUGUACAGCAAUUCGUAUUCUUUCCACAAAGCUAUGGACUGGAAGGGUCUUCUUGUUGAGCUGACUCCAGAAAGCUACCACCAAUUGGUAAAGAAUCGGCCUAACGAAUUAGCCGUCGUCAAUGCGGCGGUAUGCGAUCAAGCCAAGAAGAUACACUACUAUUCGAAGCUCAAGCAGCCAGCCGUUUCAGGAGUGUGGGAAUUUACGGCCCUCGAAUUUAGAGAAAAAUGGUGGUCCAAUAUCACGAUCGCCGACACCGAAGAGAUUGAUUGCAUACCUUUGAAGGAAAUCAUCACAAAGAACGUUGGCGAACCAGCCUUUUUCGACUUUUUCAGAGGGCUCGGAGUUCAUGGCUUUGCAAGGCCUGGACUUCACCAAAGUGGGCUUCGGAAUUGUAUUUAUCGAGCGUCAGCGGUACAAUCCAAUUAA